Messenger RNA from Zasmidium cellare ATCC 36951, 2220 nucleotides. RefSeq lists its product as uncharacterized. Gene Ontology annotation, molecular function: translation initiation factor binding; RNA binding; translation initiation factor activity. NCBI's taxonomy places the organism in Eukaryota, Fungi, Ascomycota, Dothideomycetes, Mycosphaerellales, Mycosphaerellaceae. The transcript has 3 exons. Gene Ontology annotation, biological process: translational initiation. The record is from RefSeq and is a predicted model, not a curated record. Gene Ontology annotation, cellular component: eukaryotic translation initiation factor 3 complex. Bases 1 to 2220 code for a protein of 739 amino acids.
AUGGCACCUUCAUUUGAACAGCUCGACCCCGAGACCGAGUACGAAGAUGACGAGGAGAUUGACUUCUCGGAUCUGCGCGAGCAGUUCGAGACCAACAUGGAGGAAGGCCUCGACACAUUCAUCGUGAUCGACGGCCUUCCAAAAGUCCCCGCCGCCAACAAGGACAAGCUGGUCAAGUUCUUGCUGCGAAGCUUGACCAAGGUCGGCAAGACCAAGGAAGAGAAUGUCUACAUGCCCAUGGGCGACGAUGGCGUGUCCGAAGGCUUCGCCUUCGUCGAGUACGAGACGCCCGCACAAGCCGCCGCCGCAGUCAAGGCGCUCCAUGCGACUCCCCUCGACAAGAAGCACACCAUAUCUGUCAACAAACUCACCGAUAUCGAGCGUUAUGGGCGCGAGGGCAGAAUCGACGAGAACUACAACCCACCCGAGAUCCCGGCAUUCGAAGAGAAGGAGCAUUUGCGAUGGUGGUUGGGCGAUGCAGAGGGCCGAGACCAGUUUGUCAUGUACCGCGGCGACAAUGUCGGUGUGUACUGGAACGAGAGGGAUGGACAACCGGACCCGAUCGUGGAUCGCCAGCACUGGACCGAGUCAUUCGUGCAGUGGUCACCGAAGGGCACAUAUCUCACCUCCAUGCACAACCAGGGUGUACAGCUCUGGGGCGGUCAGAACUGGUCGAGGCAAAAGCGUUUCAUGCACCCAGGCGUCAAUCUCGUGGAUUUCUCGCCAGACGAGCGCUUCCUCACCACCUGGUCCCACAAGCCCAUGGAAAUCAGCGAAGGCAACCCAGUCCUCUCUCUUGAAGAGGAUGGCAAGAACUACAUUAUCUGGGACAUCGCAACCGCGAAGCCGCUCCGUUCCUUUGUCACACUCGAUGCUCCUGGCCCGACCCUCGACCCAGAAGGCAACCCCGUCAAGAAGAAGAUCCAAUGGCCUGCGUUCAAGUGGUCUGCUGAUGCCAAGUAUGUUGCACGUAUGAACUACAAGCAGAGCAUCAGCGUGUACGAACUCCCCAGCAUGCGACUCAUGGACAAGGCCAGCGUCAAGAUCGAGGGCAUUGAGGAUUUCGAGUGGUGUCCAAGCAACCCUCAGCGCGAGGGCAAGAGAGACUACGAGCAGUUGUUCUGUUACUGGACUCCUGAAAUGGGCUCCAACCCGGCCAAGGUCGGUCUCAUGUCCAUCCCAUCCAAGGAGAUCGUCCGCACUCGGAACCUGUUCAACGUCAGCGAUGCCAAGCUUCACUGGCAGUCAGAGUCCGCCUUUGUCUGCGUCAAGGUCGACCGACACAGCAAAUCGAAGAAGUCGCACGCCACCAACCUGGAGAUCUUCCGCGUCAAGGAGAAGGGUGUUCCAGUCGAGGUGGUCGACGACAUCAAAGAAACCGUCGUCAACUUCGCAUGGGAGCCCAAGGGUGACCGAUUCGUUCUCAUCACUGCUGGCGAAGCCGUCCAAGGCGCAGCGGUUGGGCCAAAGACAUCCGUCUCGUUCUUCUGCCCCGAGAAAGCAAAGGGCAAUGCUGUCGGCAACUUCAAGCAUAUUCGCACGGUAGAAAAGAAGAACAACAAUGCCAUCCACUGGUCUCCUAAUGGUCGAUUUGUGAUUGUGGCCACGGUGCUGAACCAGCAGAGCUUCGAUCUCGAUUUCUACGACUUUGACUUUGAAGGUGAGAAGGAGGAGAAGGACAAGGAUCUGACUGCGAACUUGCAGCUCAUGGCCACUGCUGAUCACUACGGCUUGACUGACAUUGAGUGGGACCCAAGCGGACGCUUCGUUGCCACCAGCGCCAGUGUCUGGAAGCACAGAAUGGAAAACGGAUACCACCUCUACAGCUUCUCCGGUCAGCUCCUUCGCGAAGAACCCAUCGAGCAGUUCAAGCAGUGGGCUUGGCGACCACGACCAGAGCGUCUGCUCAGCAAGGAAGAGAUGAAGAACGUGAGGAAGAACCUGCGCGAGUACUCCCGCCAAUUCGAAGAGGCCGAUGUUGCCAAGCGUAGCAGUGCCGACAAGGCCGUCAUCGAGGCCCGUCGUAGGCAGCUCGACGAAUGGUUGGCAUGGCGCGAACGUGUGCAGGCCGACCUGCUUGAGGAGCGCCAGGACUUGGGUCUGCCUGAACUUUCUGACGAGCAACGUGCCCUUGUUGUCGAUGACGACGGCGAUGAGAGCAAGGUGGUUGAGGAGAUCUUCGAGGAGAUUCUGGAGGAGUCUGAGGAGGUUAUCGAAUAG